Molecule: messenger RNA, 799 nt
Organism: Ostrinia nubilalis (European corn borer)
Lineage: Eukaryota; Metazoa; Arthropoda; Insecta; Lepidoptera; Crambidae
Gene: ATPsynO
Product: ATP synthase subunit O, mitochondrial
Exons: 4
Coding region: 101-730 (209 amino acids)
Biological process (GO): proton motive force-driven mitochondrial ATP synthesis
Molecular function (GO): proton-transporting ATP synthase activity, rotational mechanism
Source: RefSeq, a predicted model, not a curated record
ACCUGUCUGUGAUUUCUGAACGAAAAGGGCAGGACAAUUUUUCCAGCCCCUGCAUAAUUUUAUUAUUCACAUUAAUCACCGGUCCAAUAAACUCACUAUCAUGUCUGUCCUGAAGACGAAUAUGCUGGUGCGAUCCUUGAGCACCUCGUCAGCUGCAGCUCAGAUGGUAAAGCCGCCGGUUCAAGUAUUCGGCAUGGAAGGCCGCUAUGCAUCGGCUCUUUAUUCUGCAGCAUCCAAAAGCAAGUCCCUUGACGCUGUCGAAAAGGAACUUGUAAGCUUCCAGAAGUCUAUUAAAACCGACGCCAAACUUAAGGAAUUUCUGAUUAAUCCUACCCUCAAGAGGUCCCUCAAAGUCGAUGCUCUGAAACAUCUUUCUACCAAGACCAAUUUAUCUGCCACCACUGGUAACUUGCUAGGACUUAUGGCGGAAAAUGGCCGUCUUGGCAAACUGGACACAGUUAUCAAUGCUUUCAAAAUUAUGAUGGCUGCUCACCGUGGCGAGGUUACUUGUGAAGUAAUCACUGCCAAACCUCUGGACCAGGCCCAGAAACAGAACCUAGAAGCUGCACUAAAGAAAUUCCUGAAGGCCAAUGAAACCUUACAACUCACAGCAAAGGUUGAUCCUAGCUUGAUUGGAGGCAUGGUUGUCUCUAUCGGCGACAAGUAUGUAGAUAUGAGUGUUGCCAGCAAAGUCAAAAAAUACACUGAACUCAUCAGUGCUGCUGUUUAAAUAAACAAGAUAUGUUGUAGCUGUGGCAUGAUUAGACAAGGAUAAUAUACUAUGUUUAAACCUCUAAAA